This is a messenger RNA of Pseudomyrmex gracilis, 2083 nucleotides long. It is a transcript of the gene Pdxk, whose product is annotated as pyridoxal kinase. Gene Ontology annotation, cellular component: cytosol. Bases 431 to 1321 code for a protein of 296 amino acids. Gene Ontology annotation, molecular function: pyridoxal kinase activity. NCBI's taxonomy places the organism in Eukaryota, Metazoa, Arthropoda, Insecta, Hymenoptera, Formicidae. The record is from RefSeq and is a predicted model, not a curated record. The transcript has 7 exons. Gene Ontology annotation, biological process: pyridoxal 5'-phosphate salvage.
UAGGACUGCUUCCGCUAGAUAUAUUUGCUGCUCUUACUUAACCCUCACUCGAUGCCAUUGUCUGCAAAGUUCAAACGAACAAAAAGCAGCAAAACCGGGAAAAUUUUAUUGUUGAUACUUAUGCAAUAAUUAUAUAAUUCCAUCAACAACAAAAAAUGGCAUCAAAUGAGGGUUAGGUAAGAGCAGCAAAUAUACCUAGCGGAAGCAGUCCUAGAAAAUUUUAGUCACGUGACGUUUUGCUGCCGCAGCGUGCUGCUGUAUGAAGAGGUAUCUUAAAAAUGACUUGUAGAACGCGAUACAGGUUUAACGUCAGCGUCAACUUUAACAGUCGGUCAGCUAAACUUGGAUUAACUUAAACCUUGUGAAACCGGAGCCUUAGUGGAUAUUACUGCUGGGAAAAUAUCAAUUGGAGUAUAUCAGCUGAGCUGUCAUGUAUUCCACAAAAACACCACGCAUACUUUCGAUCCAGAGUCAUGUAGUAUCAGGAUACGUCGGUAACAAGAGUGCUACAUUUCCUUUACAGCUAUUAGGCUUUGAGGUUGAUGCAAUUAACUCGGUACAGUUAUCUAAUCAUACUGGUUAUAAAGUAUUUAAAGGUCAGAUACUUGAUGAUAAAAACUUAGAUGACUUAGUUGAUGGUUUAGCACAAAAUGACUUAGAUCAUUAUACACAUUUACUAACUGGGUAUAUUGGUUCUGCUUCCUUUUUAAAAAGAGUAGCAUUACUGGUUACAGCAUUAAAAUGUAAAAAUCCAAAUCUUAUAUAUGUUUGCGAUCCUGUUAUGGGUGACAAUGGAAAGAUGUACGUCCCAGAAACAUUGAAAGAAAUUUAUAAGAAGGAAAUAGUACCAUUAGCGGAUGUGCUAACUCCGAACCAGUUUGAAUUAGAAUUGCUAACAAAUCAGAAAGUCACCAAUAUGAUUGAAUUAAAAAGUGCAAUAAAAAAAUUACAUCAGAUUGGGCCACAAACUGUGGCUGUAUCAUCAACCGAAAUUGAUUCUAAAUUGACAGCAGUAGUCAGCACAACUAAAGAUAAUACAAUAAUGAAAAUAGAUAUUCCCAAAAUACCAGCAACUUUUACGGGUUCUGGAGAUCUUUUUGCUGCAUUAUUUCUUGCUCACUUGUAUUUACAAAGUGAUAUGAAAACCAUUAUGGAGAAAACUGUGAAUUCCCUGUACAAUGUGCUACUUAAUACUUACGAAUAUUCUAAAGCAUGUACAGAUGUUGAUGCACAGCCAGCAAAAACAAUUGAACUAAAACUUAUACAAAGUAAAAAAAGCAUUGAAAAUCCAGAAACUCGUCUGUUUGCGGAAUUUUUAUAACAAUGUUAAAUCAUGAGAGACUUGUUUAUGGUCUAGAAUAUUAUAUAUAUAUGGUGUGCUUGCGUCAAAAAUGUUGCAUUUAAUCUAUAGUACACUUUACGUAUAGUAUAGAUAAAUGCGCGCAUAUGCGUGAAACGGAACGCAGCUUAAGUCUACAAAGCAUUUGUUAAAUUGCACUUAUUAACAUUCGAAGACGUUUUUCGGGUUUGAAUCGCGUUAGUGUUAUUUUUAUACCGAUAUUUCGUGAACAUUUCAGUUUACUUCAUCAGGGUUUCAAGAGCAACCUGUAUACACGUCAAUAUAAAAAUAACACUAACGCGGUUCAAACCCGAUAAACAUCUUUGAAUGUUAAUAUAACACACCGCAAAAGCAUCAAACAUCAAAUUGCAUUUAUAUAUAAUAUUGCAAAAGAUCGAUGUUAUAUAUAUAUAGUAGUGUCUCGCUAACUUUUUGCUCCACGAUUCCGCGAGCGGAAAAAUGCCGAGAGAGGUAUUGUUCCGUGAAUUGCCGACUGUUAUUUCUGGCACGACCACGGGUUUGACCGCCGCAGAGUCUUCCUUACCAAUUCGCGCAAAGCCUCAGCGAAGCAUUUCUAGGAAUUGGUGGAGAUAACUCCCAGCACGAUACCGAGGGAAAAAUUCCACAUGUUUGCGAUGCACUACUGUAAUAACAUCGAUCUUACAAUAAUGUAAAGAAUGUAAUAAUGAAAUUCCAAAAUCCGAUGUACCUGUUUGUUAAAAUAUAUAUAAUUAUUUAUUCAUA